This is a messenger RNA of Meloidogyne enterolobii, 1127 nucleotides long. The record is from the annotation of a GenBank genome assembly. NCBI's taxonomy places the organism in Eukaryota, Metazoa, Nematoda, Chromadorea, Rhabditida, Meloidogynidae.
UUCACCAAUCAAUUAACUUUGUGCCUUCUCAAGAUGCAACAGAACCAAUAAUUUCCCAAAUUUAUUCAAUUUUAAAUUCAACAAAUUUAACAAAUAAAGGAAUGUCUCUACUCUCACCACGUCUUCUUUCUCUUUUUCCUUCUAAAAAAUUAAAAAGACCAGAAUUUCUUUCACCAGAAUUAUUUAGCUUUUCUGGCGAUGGAAUUCUUCCUUUACCUAAGCUUUUCCAGAUUUUGUCACCAAAUAAAGAUUCUAGAGAACCUAUGGAAUGGAUUGAUUUUAUACUUGAAAUUAGCGGUGCUGGGAAACAAUUGGAACAAUUAUUAAAAAAUCCAGAAAUUAAAUAUUUUAAUCAAAAAAUUUGGCCAGUAAUUCAAUUAGUUAAACAAAAAGAAGAAUUAUGGGAAAGAUUGGAAAAAAGUUUUAAUUAUAAACAGAGGAGAGAAUUGUCAGAUAAAGGAUUUAUUAAUUUGGAAAGAUGGCAAUUGGAAAUGUUUUUUGGUAAAGAAUUUAAAGAAAAUGAGUGGAUAAAUAAUUCUAACAAUAGAUUAGAAGAAAAAAUAAAACUAUUGGCUAGUUUGAAAAAUAAGGAGGAAGAAGAGAGUGAUUAUAAAAAUUAUUUGGGUGUAAAAAGGAGGAGGAGAAGGAGAGAAUCAAAUAAUUUAAAAAGAGGCAUUAUCGAUGGUGGUGGCAGUUCUCAUGAAUUUCCAGAUCCAAUAGUUCCUCUGCCUCCUCUUCCUCCCCCCUUACCUCUUCCCUCUCCUCUUCCUUUACCAGAACCUUUUCCUCCCCCACUACCCCCUCCACUUCCACUACCACUUCCAGAACCUCUUCCCCCACUUCCCCCUCCUCUUCCUUUACCUCAACCUACCCCUGUUUUCAUCCCCGUUCGACCACCUCCCCCACCAUUUGGAGGCUCUACAGUAAUUGGAGGUAUAGACAGCAAUGGAGAUCAAUUCUUAACCCCAUGGGGAAGAUCUCCCGAUACAGAAGUAAAUAUUGCUACAGUCCCAAGAAAUGUGCUUUUGUCUCCUUGGGCUUUUCAGAACAGAUUUGGAGGUGUUAUACUUGAAGGCGUAAGUUACCUUAUUUUAUCAUCAUACUUCAACAAAUACCGUAUUUCCUAA